Cuscuta europaea is the source of this 1126-nucleotide messenger RNA. NCBI's taxonomy places the organism in Eukaryota, Viridiplantae, Streptophyta, Magnoliopsida, Solanales, Convolvulaceae. The record is from the annotation of a GenBank genome assembly.
ACCCAAUCGGUUAGUACAGUAACACCCGCAGUUUCUCUCUCUUUUAUCGACUCUCGCACAGUUGCUUCUGCAUCGGUAUCCACUCAACCGCAGUAACAUGCCCGUGCCUCUACUACGCGUUCUAGCUGUCAUUCUCUGCUGGGUAGCCCCGCUGGUUCGUUCGCAUUACCACUGGCCGUCCAGCACUGCCCCUCUGCAAUCCGAGUGGCGGUCGGCGCGUGCCACCUUCUACGCCCCGGCGGAUCCACGGGACGUGGUCGGCGGUGCUUGCGGGUUUGGUGAUUUGGAGAAGGGAGGCUACGGCAAGGCCACGGCUGGGCUGAGCGCCACUCUGUUUGAUAGGGGUCAGAUCUGCGGUGCGUGCUUUGAGGUCAGGUGCGUCGAUGACACGCGCUGGUGUAUUCCUGGAACCUCCAUCCUUGUGACAGCGACAAACUUCUGUGCUCCCAACUACGGGUUGGAGUCCAAUGGCGGCGGCCAUUGCAAUCCGCCAAAUGCUCACUUCGUGCUACCAAUCGAGGCCUUUGAAAAGAUUGCUAUUUGGAAAGCUUCUAACAUGCUCAUUCAGUAUCGGAGAAUAAAGUGCAGAAAGGAAGGAGGAGUGAGGUUCUCCAUAACAGGUGCUGGGAUCUCUCUGACAGUGUUAAUAAGCAACGUUGCUGGUGCGGGGGAUAUAGUGACGGUGAAGAUUAAGGGUCCAAGAACUGGAUGGCUGCCUAUGGGCAGAAACUGGGGACAAAAUUGGCACAUAAAUGCUGACUUGAGGAAGCAGCCUCUUUCAUUUGAGUUGACCACUAGUGAUCGGGUCAUCCUUGCUUCUUACAGUGUUGCUCCCAAGAACUGGACCUUUGGGCAGACCUUCGAAGGUAAGCAGUUCGAACUUUGAAGCUUAAUUAAGACGUGGCGUGGCAAUGAAGGAUUCAAAUAUAAGUCUGUUAAAAAUGCCACUGUUUUGUGUGUUCAUGUUUAUGUGUGUGGCUAAUUGUAAUUACAAAUUCCAAACUUUGCUUAGUAUAUGAAUUCUUCCACACUGUCAACAUUUCUAAAUCUUACAAUAUUUCGGAUCUAUCAUAGUAGACUAAGCUUUAAACUAUAUAACCUCUUUGAGAUACUGAAGAUAUUACAC